AUGAUACUAUCCCAUUUGAUUUUUUCUGCUCUCGCUUGCGUCUUUCUCACCGCAAGUAGGGUAUCUGCGUGUGUCGACGAUGACGAACGGAUCGCGCAGUUGGCAGCUCAGCAGGGUCGGGAUGACAUUAGUGCUUGUGUCGACGUUCUUGGAGGGUGCAGCCUUCCGAAUCAAUUGGGCCAAGUCUUGAGGCAAGUCUGCUGCCAAACUUGCGCGGAUAACGAUGCCGGAAAUUCAGGAGUUGAAACCUCACUUCCUGGCACUGAAGAAACCAUCCAAGUAUACCUCUUGGGAGGACAAUCCGAAUGUGUGGGUCAGGCUGAAGCAACAGACUUGGAUGCAGAUUCUCAAGGAUACCCUGAACUACAAGGUGAUAUUCCUGGAGUUUGGUUUGCUGGCUAUGCUAGCCCCGCCUCAACAAGUCGCUUCUUUAUUGCUCCAAUGAACGCUGGAACAGACAGAAGUAUGUUUGGACCUGAGAUCUCCUUUGGUGAACGGAUAUAUGAUGUCACUGGCAAACGAACUUUGGUGAUGAAAUACUGCGUCGGUGGCACCAAUGUGUUUUCUCAAUGGAAUCCAGAACAACAAGACAACAUGUGGGAUACGAGUGCGGAUGACGGAACCGCUCAAUGGAUGGCAGAAAAUGCUGGUCUCAAUUUUAACUCCAAGAAUCAUCUAUUCAAGAAUAUGGUAUAUACCAUUCGAAGAACCAAGGAGGCCUUGACAAGUGGAGGUGUCCCUUACGAAUGGGCUGGUAUUGUAUGGGUCCAAGGUCAAAGCGACUUGGGGGCUGGUGAUUGGAAGUUCUUUGGAGAAAACACAGCUCGUGUCUGGAAUGGCUUUCGUCAGCACAUUGGGAGCAAUGAUGACGUCCCUAUCAUUGACACUGGUUCCACCACCCACAAUCAACUGAAGAGCGGAAAGGAAUAUGCCACUCAAAUAGUCAAGGGUUGCAAGGCCAAGAACGUCGAGUUUGCCCUGGCUUCCAACGAGGAUACUUCCAGCGACUGCAUACCAGGACCUGGUACUCUUUGCCCGGAUGCACCCAACUUGCAUCUGAAUUUGGGCCCAUUCUUAUACUAUGGUUAUGAUCCUGCCUUUCCGGAUGCUCAGAAGAAUUGUCAAGUCUGCGACGAGUUCCAUUGGUAUCGGAGGUAUCCCACAAAUCUUCACAGUGCCUACGAGGGAAUGAUUUUGAAGGGUCGCAUGUUGGCCAAUGCCUUUCUUCGAGAAUUUAGUAACAUUGACACCACCACCAUCAUAAUUGAAGAAGAUCCGGCAAUCCGCUUUCCCUGGAACCGGUGCCCUGACGGUACAUUACCUUCCGCUGGAAACUUUUGCUGGAUUGACUACCGUGACGGGAGUGUGAUGAAUGAGCCUUGCACCAAUGAUGGUAGUGGGAAUACUUCUAGUCCAGAUGAAUCAUCUUCUACUGUCGUAGAUUCAACAAUGAUGGGACAAGGACUUGGAAUGAUUUCGGUAACUGUCAUUGUACUUUUCUUUGUCAUCUAG
Cylindrotheca closterium is the source of this 1512-nucleotide messenger RNA. NCBI's taxonomy places the organism in Eukaryota, Bacillariophyta, Bacillariophyceae, Bacillariales, Bacillariaceae. The record is from the annotation of a GenBank genome assembly.